Molecule: messenger RNA, 1974 nt
Organism: Cannabis sativa
Lineage: Eukaryota; Viridiplantae; Streptophyta; Magnoliopsida; Rosales; Cannabaceae
Exons: 10
Coding region: 274-1839 (521 amino acids)
Biological process (GO): proteolysis
Molecular function (GO): peptidase activity
Source: RefSeq, a predicted model, not a curated record
AUUAAAAACUGAGAAUACACCAGACAAUCUCAAAGAUUCUGAUCUUGAAACAAUGAGCAUUAAGCACUCACAGAAUCAGAAGAGGUGACACCAUCAAUGUUUAUGAUUCGAUUAGAGAUAUUUCAUAUGAAAUCAAGCCCUUGUACCAAACAACCCAUAACUGUCUUCAUAUUUGUACUAAAAAAAUAAAAAAAUAACUGUCUUCGUAGAAAUUACCACAUAUGUAUAAUAAUAAUAAUAAUUUAUCGUAGGAAACUAAACCAAGUCCAAAACAUGUUGGCUGCGCUACAACAAUCACCCUCUUUUAUAGUAAGCGCACUCAUUCGAAUUCACUCGCCAUCCUUAUCCACCACCGCCACUCUUUCGCUAUUUCAACCCCCGUAUAAGCAUCGUUUUUAUCACCACUCUCCCCGUAGAUCAUUCCAAUCUGGAACUGCUGCUAUGGCUGCUGGAAGUCAUACCUCCGCCGUCGCCGCUGACUCCCGGGAACACGUCGUCGGAAAGUGGUUCUCGGCGCCCGACAUCCGGCUUCGUGACCACCGAUUCACUGUACCUCUUGACUACUCACGCAGGCACUCUUCUCCUAAAAUCUCUGUCUUCGCUCGCGAAGUGGUUGCAGCUGGGAAAGAAGAGCAGCCAUUGCCUUACUUGUUAUUCCUACAAGGUGGACCGGGAUUUGAGUGUCCGAGGCCAACCGAAGCCAAUGGCUGGAUACAAAAAGCAUGUGAAGACUAUCGUGUUGUGUUGAUGGAUCAGCGAGGUACAGGUUUGUCAACUCCUUUGACAUGUUCAUCCAUGUUGCAAUUGAAAUCUGCUGAAGAUUUGGUUGAUUACGUUGAACACUUUCGAGCUGAUAGUAUAGUAUAUGAUGCCGAGUUUAUCCGAGUUCGCCUUGUUCCUGAUGCUGGACCUUGGACAGUUUUGGGUCAGAGCUAUGGUGGUUUUUGUGCGGUAACCUAUUUGAGUUUUGCACAAGAAGGAUUGAAACAAGUCCUCCUAACUGGAGGAACCCCUCCACUUGGAAGUCAUUGCACCGCAGAUGCAGUGUACACAGCGUGCUUUGAACAGGUUAAACUUCAGAAUGAGAAGUACUACCAGAGGUAUCCUGAGGAUAUUAAGAUUGUUCAAGAAGUUGUCAAGUAUUUGUCAGAGUCUGAAGGAGGAGGGGUUGAACUUCCUUCUGGGGGCAUCUUAACCCCGAGAGGCCUGCAAACUCUUGGCCUCUCAUGCUUAGGUUCCUCUGCUGGCUUUGAGCGUUUGCACUACAUGUUUGAGACGGUUUGGGAUCCUGUAUUAGUUCCAGGAGCACCAAAACAAAUCAGUUACAACUUUUUGGACGCUUUUGAGAAGUCCAAUGCUUUCAACACAAAUCCACUUUAUGCUCUUUUGCAUGAAUCCAUAUACUGUGAGGGUGCUUCAUCUCGCUGGUCUGCUCACAGGAUACGGGCUGACCAUGACAGUAACUUCGACGCAAUCAAGGCUGCUAAAGAAUCUCGUCCUGUACUUUUCACUGGAGAGAUGAUCUUCCCUUGGAUGUUCGAUGAAUUUCAUGCCUUAAAGAAACUAAAAGACGCUGCUUAUAUCCUAGCUGAGAAGGAUGAUUGGCCUCCUCUAUACAGCAUCAAUGCCUUAAAUAACAACAAGGUUCCAGUUGCAGCUGCUGUUUACUACGAUGAUAUGUAUGUUAACUUCAAGGUGGCCAUGCAAACAGCUUCUCAGAUAGCUGGGAUUCGAUUGUGGAUAAAUAAUGAGUUCAUGCAUUCUGGUCUGCGAGACUCAGGAAGCCGGGUUUUUUCUUAUUUGAUGGGAUUGCUUAAUGGAAAGAAACCUUUGUUCUGAUUUAGUUAAAAUCUCAUAGCUCUCACUUAUUUUAAUUGUUCUCCUUUUUCACUUAUGUUUUUUUUUUCUUUCAAUAAUGUUUAUAUAUGUAUAAUCAUGGUUCAUAUUGUUGAUGUGUUUUACCUUUCCAAAUCA